Molecule: messenger RNA, 453 nt
Organism: Adineta ricciae
Lineage: Eukaryota; Metazoa; Rotifera; Eurotatoria; Adinetida; Adinetidae
Source: the annotation of a GenBank genome assembly
AUGGCUGAUCGAUUAUGGUUUUGUGAUUGGUUAAAAGAUUGGACUGAAGAGGAUUUUCUUCAUCUCGCACCAUCUGAUGAGCUUUUUGUCUGGGCUAUUCCUCGGCCAAAUCAUCAGAACGACCGAAUUUGGGCAAAAAGUGUGGACGACAUCGAAGAAGAUGAACAUUAUCGUGAAAUGGUUAGAAAUCAAGCAUGCAUUGGAAUUUUUGUGAUGUUUACUGCUAAGAAGUCACAUUGGGUGAUCAAAGAUAAAGGUGAAUCGUGGACUGGUCAAUAUUUUCUUGAUAUAAUUUUGACUGAACACGUUUUUUCAUUCUUAAAAAAUGAAGAAAAUGUGAUCGAUCCCGAUGAAGUUAUAUUUGUUCAUGACAAAGCACCACGUAUGCGAGCAUAUCCGAUGCAACAUUUGCUUCAAAAUAAUAAUAUUAAAUUUUGGAGUAAUGAUAUUUGA